AUGUUCAAGCAAUCAAAUAAAAGAAGAAAAACCGAGGAUAUUUGGGAAUCAACGAAAUCAACGAAAAAAUUUAAUGCCAUAUUUCGUCGUGCAUUUGCAUCUAGAGUUUUUCCACCCGAAUUAGCAGAAAAAUUUGGCAUUCAACACGUUAAAGGUAUUCUUCUUCAUGGACCGCCUGGAACAGGGAAAACAUUAUUGGCUAGACAAAUUGGAAAAAUGUUAAAUGUGCAAGAAUUAAAAGUUAUUAAUGGACUGGUAAUAUUGAAUAAGUACAUAGGUCAAUCUGAAGAAAAUAUUCAUCAAUUGUUUGCUGAUGUAGAAAGAGAAUAUAAGGAGAAAGAUUCUGGGUUACAUAUAAUAAUAUUUGAUGAGUUAGAUGCUAUAUGUAAACAACGUGGUAGUGAUGGAACUGGUAGAACUGGUGUUGGUGAUAGCAUUAUAAAUCAGAUAUUAGCAAAGAUGGAUGGUGUUGAACAAUUGAACAAUAUAUUAAUCAUUGGUAUGACUAAUCAAUUGGAUAUGAUUGAUGAGGCAUUACUUCAUCCUGAUGAAAAAAAAAAUAAUACUUUGGAUGUUGAUGUUGAUCUAGAUGAAUUGGCUAGUUUAACCAAAAAUUUUAGUGGUGCAGAAAUCAGUGGACUUAUUAAGAGUGCUAGUUCAUUUGCAUUUAAUAGACAUAUCAAAGUAGAAACACUCACAGGGAUAAGACCAGAUUUUGAAAACAUGAAAAUAAAUAGAGAUGAUUUCCUAGAGGCAUUGAAUGAAACGCACCCAGCUUAUGGUGUCAGCAAUGAAGAAUUACAACGUUAUAUCCAAAAUCAAAUUAUUCCAUUUGCACCGCAUGCAUUUGGAAUAUUGCGAGAAGAUAAAUCAAAUUAUAAAUAA
Entrophospora sp. SA101 is the source of this 885-nucleotide messenger RNA. The record is from the annotation of a GenBank genome assembly. NCBI's taxonomy places the organism in Eukaryota, Fungi, Glomeromycota, Glomeromycetes, Entrophosporales, Entrophosporaceae.